This is a messenger RNA of Monopterus albus (swamp eel), 1421 nucleotides long. It is a transcript of the gene cnot9, whose product is annotated as CCR4-NOT transcription complex subunit 9. Gene Ontology annotation, biological process: mRNA catabolic process. NCBI's taxonomy places the organism in Eukaryota, Metazoa, Chordata, Actinopteri, Synbranchiformes, Synbranchidae. The record is from RefSeq and is a predicted model, not a curated record. Bases 429 to 1325 code for a protein of 298 amino acids. The transcript is spliced from 8 exons. Gene Ontology annotation, cellular component: CCR4-NOT complex.
GCUAGGACAAGUAACAUAAUAGUGCAUCCCACGUCGGCUUUAUUGCGUUGCGCGCCUGUUGGAAGUCACAACAAAGUCUAAGUCACACAAAAGCAACGUAAUAGACCAACUAAUAACAUAAAGCUCGUUAUAACAAAAACAAGACGCUUGUAGCACAAAUCUGACAAGCGGGGAUGGAUGUUUUUCAAAGCGGAGAAACUCGUGCUGCUUAUGUUAGCUGACUAGUGUUUCUAUUAACAGCUAAUGUAGCCUGUUUGCCAAACUGUAUCGCGGCAGGAAAAACUAGCGAAGGUGCGCAUCACAUUGUGACAACCAUUUAUUAGUUCUAGCUACGUUACCAUCAUUCCGACAAAACGAAUAAUCAUAAAAAUGUGCAAAACCAGUAGGGUUACGAAGAACUAGCCCGAGUGACACUUCUGCCAAGCCGAAUGUCUGGAAUGCAGGCUGUGACUAAUGUCACAGCCUUGGCCCAGGUGGACCGAGAGAAGAUCUACCAAUGGAUCAAUGAGUUAUCCAGCCCAGAGACCAGAGAAAAUGCCUUGCUGGAGCUAAGCAAGAAACGAGAGUCUGUGCCAGACCUGGCUCCAAUGCUUUGGCACUCCUGUGGCACCAUUGCUGCCCUGUUACAGGAGAUAGUGAACAUCUAUCCAUCUAUAAAUCCACCUACACUUACAGCUCAUCAGUCGAAUAGAGUGUGCAAUGCCCUGGCACUUCUGCAGUGUGUCGCAUCACACCCAGAGACACGGUCAGCUUUUCUUGCCGCUCACAUCCCUCUCUUCCUGUACCCCUUUCUGCACACUGUGAGCAAAACACGGCCGUUUGAGUACCUGCGACUGACUAGCCUUGGAGUCAUAGGUGCCUUAGUCAAAACAGAUGAACAGGAAGUGAUUAACUUCCUCCUCACCACUGAAAUCAUCCCACUGUGUCUUCGCAUCAUGGAAUCAGGCAGUGAACUCUCAAAGACGGUUGCUACUUUCAUACUGCAGAAGAUUCUGUUGGAUGACACAGGGCUGGCCUACAUAUGCCAGACUUAUGAACGUUUCUCCCAUGUGGCCAUGAUUCUUGGCAAAAUGGUGCUGCAGCUUUCAAAAGAACCAUCUGCACGUCUGCUGAAGCAUGUUGUUCGUUGCUACCUUCGCCUCUCAGAUAAUCUCAGAGCCAGAGAAGCCCUGCGUCAGUGUUUGCCAGACCAGCUGAAAGACAGCACCUUUGCACAGGUGUUGAAGGAUGACACCACUACCAAGCGCUGGCUGGCACAGUUGGUUAAGAACCUGCAGGAAGGCCAAGUGACUGAUGCUAGAGGCAUCCCACUGGCUCCACAGUGAUGGAAGGGAAAGUGGCCAUCGCUGUAUAGAUUUUGUUAUGUAAAAUGUGCCGCUAAGACUGUCUGUCUGCAAAAUAAAAGGACUAAAUGAUGAAAA